Hypomesus transpacificus is the source of this 465-nucleotide messenger RNA. It is a transcript of the gene urm1, whose product is annotated as ubiquitin related modifier 1. The transcript is spliced from 5 exons. Gene Ontology annotation, cellular component: nucleus; cytoplasm. NCBI's taxonomy places the organism in Eukaryota, Metazoa, Chordata, Actinopteri, Osmeriformes, Osmeridae. The coding region runs from base 21 to 326 and encodes 101 amino acids. The record is from RefSeq and is a predicted model, not a curated record. Gene Ontology annotation, biological process: protein urmylation; tRNA thio-modification. Gene Ontology annotation, molecular function: protein tag activity.
UCCUGAUUGUGACAACAAACAUGGCGGCGCCCUUAGCACUACACCUGGAGUUUGGAGGAGGGGCGGAGCUUCUGUUUGACGGCAUCAAGGAGCAUCAUGUGACUCUGCCCAGCCAAUCAGAGCUCUGGGACAUGAAGCAGCUGCUGGUCUGGAUCAGACAGAACCUGCUAAAGGAGCGGCCUGAGCUCUUUGUCCAGGGGGACACUGUGCGGCCUGGGAUCCUGGUGCUCAUUAAUGAAGCAGACUGGGAACUCAUGGGAGAGUUGGGUUACCAGCUUCAGGACCAGGAUAAUGUAGUGUUCAUCUCCACUCUUCACGGAGGUUAGGACUAAACACACACACAGACACACCGCCUCACCCAGACACACGUCCUGGUCUGCACUUCCUGGACUACAAGUCCACCCGGACAGCGGACCCCACCCCGCUCUCAAGACGUCUCCUCUCCUAUUGUCCCUCCGCACAGCA